Molecule: messenger RNA, 5456 nt
Organism: Penaeus chinensis
Lineage: Eukaryota; Metazoa; Arthropoda; Malacostraca; Decapoda; Penaeidae
Gene: Pka-C3
Product: cAMP-dependent protein kinase catalytic subunit 3-like
Exons: 8
Coding region: 972-2015 (347 amino acids)
Biological process (GO): protein phosphorylation
Molecular function (GO): protein serine/threonine kinase activity; ATP binding
Source: RefSeq, a predicted model, not a curated record
UGGGUCGUCAGUGUGGGUUUGGCAGUGAAGGGAGGAAGACGCUCGCCGUCGCUCUCUCGCCAAGUUGUGUGUGCGUGUGUCUGUGCCUUUCGCAACUUGUCCCUGGACCAUGACAGCGCCCAUUUCGCCUUACUUCUGACCCCGAUUCUCCUUGAGAACGCGACCUGCACCUGAAACGCCUCCGUAGAUGCGGGAGUGUCCUCUCUCCAGAUCGUUGACAUUACCUCAGCUGACUCGCGGCCGCGCCGAGUCCCGUCGCUCCAGCUCGGUUUAAAUCCCUUUUAAAUGGCCAAGUGACCCUCGAGGGCGACCGCCGAUGACCCCCUCGCAGGCGACCCGUCAGGCAGCGGCGGCGGAACUGCAGCUCCAGUGACGCCGCAGGAGGCUCUGCAGCCGCCCCUCCGCCCGCCACAUCUGCUGGAAUUCCGGAAAUGUUGUGUAGGGAGGCGCAGGUGUGAGUCCCCCGUGUGCGUGUGUGUGCGGGUGUGCACGUGUGGUCAGCGAGUGGGUGUUUGCGAAGCGCACACCUGCCACACGCACCUGUUCUCCAAUUCCCUUGUUGUGGGCGUGAGCACUUGUCUCUCGCUAACCUUGACACUCACCUUUAUUUUCGAGGAGAGAAGCAGGGGAGACAGAGGAGGAGGAGGAGGAGGAGGAGAAGUGAAUGAGAGGGAGACAGAAAGAGAGAGAGACAGUUUGAGAGAGAGAGAGAGAGUGAGAGGAGAGGGUCGUACCGUCGCUGAACCAGUUCUAGCGAGCCGGGCACAGGACUUUAUGCCCGUGUGAUGCACCUCCGCCUACCACACUCACCACAUCCUCCGCCGCCACGCCAUGCCUGAGACAUAGGCCUACCUCGCCCUCGCUCCCCCGCCCCUUCCGCAAACGCCUUAUCCCCUAACAAAAACUUGCGCCAGAAUCCGGCGGCCUCCUACAAGCCGCCAUUGCUCGCACACCCUCGCUGCACACGUGUGAUGAUGUCUAGUGGGCGUGUAGGUGUGAGGCGGAGAAUGGGCGCCGUGAAGGAACCGCCCACGCCCGCCACCAACGGCGUGGGCGCCCCGAGGCAAUACACUCUCCAUGACUUCGACAUCAUUAAGACCAUCGGCACGGGCACCUUCGGCCGCGUGUGCCUGUGCCGGGACAAGGUGACGUCACAGUACCUGGCCAUGAAGAUCCUGGCCAUCAGCGACGUGAUCCGCCUCAAGCAGGUCGAACAUGUCAAGAACGAGAAAAGCAUCCUGGCCCUCGUCACGCACCCGUUCGUCAUUCAGAUGCACUGGCACCACCGCGACGAGAGGUUCCUGUACAUGCUGUUCGAGUACGUGUGCGGCGGAGAGCUCUUCUCGUAUCUCAGAAAUGCGGGGAAGUUUACGAUGACAACGGCCAUGUUCUACGCCUCAGAAAUUGUGUGCGCCCUCGAGUACCUCCACUCAUUGUCCGUUGUGUACAGAGACCUUAAGCCAGAGAACUUACUGCUUGACAAAGAUGGACACCUUAAGAUCACUGACUUCGGUUUUGCCAAGAAGCUCACCGACAGGACGUGGACCUUGUGCGGGACGCCGGAGUACCUCGCUCCUGAGAUCAUCCAGAGCAAAGGGCACAACAAGGCAGUCGACUGGUGGGCGCUGGGGAUCCUCAUCUACGAGAUGCUAGCUGGCUACCCGCCCUUCUUUGACGACAACCCCUUCGGCAUCUACGAGAAGAUCCUGGGCGGGCGGGUGGAGUGGCCGAGGCACCUGGAGGCCACCGCCAAGGACCUCGUCAAGAAGCUGCUCACUCAGGAUCGCACAAAGCGCUUGGGGAAUAUGAAGAAUGGUGCUGACGAUGUAAAGAGACAUCGAUUUUUCAAGAACACAGACUGGGAUGAAGUUUACCACAAGAAGUUAAAGCCCCCUAUAGUGCCGAAGGUGAGCUACGAGGGUGACACGCGCAACUUUGACGAUUACCCUGAGAACAACUGGCGGUCAACACAGGGAGUGUCUGACAUCGAGUUGGCGAUAUUCAGUGACUUCUGAGUGUUAUUAGGGAUGUGUGUGUAGUCUGUGAUCAAGGGAGACUCAUGUAAUUAUAAUCCGAGUUACGAAUGUUGUUAAACGGGUCAUGUACAACGAAUAUUUAUUGGUAAUUAAAUGUAAUUUUACUUUGUAUAUUAUGUAUGCAUUAUGAUCUGAGAUUUAGAUCUUGAAGAAAAGAAACAUGAAAAGAAAUUUAUAUGUUUAGAAAGUUGAUAACUACAAAAAAAAUUACAGAGAAUAGUUUUAUAUUUUGUGACACAUAACAAGGUUGUCUUGUGAAUAUUUUUUUCUCGGCUUUAUCACAGUAGAUUUUGAUGUCAUGUCAUAUCAACACAACCUGAGGAAACCUCACAAGGCAUGAAGCAAACCAGCAUAGCAUUUGGUGGAUCAUAUUCGUUAGGCUUUGUCUGCUAUAUUUUGCCUCUGUCACUCGUUUUUCAUCUUGAUAUAUUUAUUCAACUGUUUUUUUUUUUAUAUGUGAAUAACUUUUGUUGUUGCUUUUUAAGAUAAGCAGAAUUUAAACCAUGAAAGUUUUCCUUUUUAUUUUCUACUUUUAUCCUGAAUAUCUCAAAGACAUAUUGCUGUCAACAUGAUCUUAGAUAUUUUUUCUUCUCAGAUAAGUACAUUUGUCUCAUUUGAUAGAUACAGAUGUUACACAUUCACAACUCACUGCUGUUCAAGAUUCACCAUAGGAAGUAAUGGUUAGCUCUCCUACAUGGCUUGUCCUAAGUGUCAGGACUUGAGUUGCAAAUGAGUUUAAGGCAAGCAUAGGCAAACCAUUAGGAUGUUCUCCCAAACAGUCUCAAUUCCCUGGCAUAUAGUUGGCUUACACAAAGGUUAUGGAAUUGUAACUCAUAUGAUAUUUUUUGCUACUGAUGUACCUCUGAUGUGAUCUUGAUGAAAAUUAUUUUGCGCAUGUACUUCUGCCUUGCAUAAGUACUAAUGUCAGGCCUUUGUUGAUGCAAUGAACAAUUGAAUUAUAUUUUGUUUUGUUUUUCAGUGCAAUAUUUAUUUUCUUUUUACUGUGAAAUCAUAAGGUUUAAGAAAGAAAGCAUUUAUGUUGUAGCUAGUGCAAAAAGCUUCCAUUACUAGUAUUUUCAGUAAAACUUUGCCUGCUCAUUCAGUUAUAAGUUUCCAACUCCCCCCACUGAUCAGCUAAUGACAUCCACACUUUCAUAGAUAUCCAAAAGACUUUGCAGAUUAGCACACAGCCAAUAAGAAGCUGUUUCUUUUCUGUUCAGUAUGAUAAACCAACUCAGGCUCAUGGAAGAUCAAUUUGGACUUGAAUUUGCAUGGCUGAAUAUAUGUUGUUUCAAGUAUGUACAAUGGCAAGAUGUCAGAGUGCUUCCAGAUGUUAAAUUUGUGAUGCAGAAAAAAGUACAAUAAUAGAGAACUCUGUGUGCCUCAUAUAUCCUGGAAUGUAACUAGUUUCUGCUAAUUACAGUGUGAUUACAACGCAAGCUUUCACUCUAUUAAUGUCCAAUUUCCUUUGUCCACAUUUAACCAAGAUCUAAAAAUUUCAAUCUUUCCUAUCAAAAAAUAAACGAUUCUCCACAGCCUUAUGUGUUGUGUGUGUGUGUGUGUGCAGGUGAUCUCCCCAUGUACAUACACACUCUAAAAAGAGUAUGCACAUAACUCUCAGGGUGACACUUGAUGUAUACACGAUUAUGGCAUGUCAUACCUGAUGUGUAGAUUUGGUCACACCCUUAAUAGGUCCUGAUUGCAAAACUUAUCUAGAACAUGUAAACAUCUUUUUCACAGUGUGCACAUGUAAAGUAUAUGAUACAUAUGCAUGCAGUGCUUAUUACAGACCCAUUACCAUAGUGCACCAACACACAUGCCAUCACUCUUGUGUCCGGAAUAUGGUCACAAGAGAUCAUCCAGAGAGAUUAUCCAUUUUAUCCAGAUUACCCAACUGACCUCAAGAGUGGAUUACAUAAUAUAGAUUACACAGACAUCCACUGUCAUGCAUUCACCCCUGUAUAUUAUCAGUCUCAUAAUCUCAUUUGUCAUGAAUAAUAUUUCCUUUUUCCAUUUGUGCAACAGUCUGUUGACUCAGGGACAGGCAAAGAAGGGAUGUGAGGUGUUACAAUACAUCAAGAUGUGUCAGCAGUAUAUUUUUAUUUCAUUCUCCCUAAACAUUUUGAAUUGCAAAACCUUUCAAAGGUAGAUUGAUUAACUGCUACUGGGAAUCAUGAAUGGCAUGACACAGGAUGUUUCCAGUGCUGUAGUUUGCAUUUUCAUGUUCAUGUUCUUCAUGUCCAUUCUUCCUCCUUUGUACUAAUUUAUAUGCCAAAAAGAUUGAAAAGGGAUAGGCAAGCAUUUUUGUAAAGGUAAACAGGCCAUUAUUAUUGCAGUUUCCUUAGUUAUUUUAUUGAUCCUCCAUUACCUGAAACUCCAGUUUAGUUUUGUUUGAAAAUUGUGAGUCACAUAUUCAAGCAGAAAGACAUUUCAUUGCAGCAAAAUUGUAUUCUGUAAUUAUAUUGCGUUUGACUUAUGCUUCCUUCUUUGUUAAUCCUUCCACAAGCAUUUAUAGUUAUUAGCAUCUAUGUAACCUUGUUUUAGAGCAAGAAAGGACCAAAGCAGAGGUGUACCAAGUAGAGAGGUGCUUUUAUCUAAUUGAAUAUAUCUCUUUGGAGGACAUACCUACUUAAAUAUAACAGAGAAAUAUGUGUGAUGCUUUGCAGUUAUAUAAUAUCCUCUUAUGUAAAUAAAGGAUAUAAUACCAAAAAUUAUUAUUAUUUUUACAAAUGGACUCAUUGAUACAUGUAACAUUUCCUCUUACCAGCAUUUUUUGGGUCACUUACUUGCUUAGGUGCUAAAACUAUCUAUCCACUACUCAGUCUUUAAUCUUGUCUUAUUGUUUUGGGUGUGUUCUCACUAAAUGUAUGUUCCUAAAAUAUAACCAUUUAUUAUUAUUAUUAUUUCAUAACUACAACAUAAUAAAUGUGGAAUGAAGUGUGUACUGCCUUCAUGAAAUUGUUUUGAUUCGCAUUGCUAAUGAGGAGUGUCAAACUGUGGAGAUGGUUUUGGGAUUUCUACUUUUAAGUGAUAUUUUGUGAAAGGUACUGAAGUUAGUGAAUACAUUUGAUUUAAAUACAAUGAUGUAUAGGGCUAUGGGAUGGCUUUGUAACAACAUUCUCGUUUAUGGCAUUUUUAUGAAUCUGUCUACAUCUUCUUUAUUCUUUAAUAGCUAAUGUCUGUCGGAGUUUGCCCUUGGAUAUGUUACUCUAAUAAUAGGAUAUUUUACAUCAUAUAUUACCUGUUGAUCUGGUCCAAAGUGUGUCACUAACUGAGGUUAUUGAUGACUUUGAGUGUAAUGGAUGUAUUAUCACAUGUUGGUAGUUACUUGAAUUACUUGAAAGCUCUUUCCUUUUCAAUAUCCUGUAAUCUCUAUAUAUAACAUGCAUAUUUCAUCAGUACUUACAUGUUUUAACUAAA